Messenger RNA from Phaedon cochleariae (mustard beetle), 795 nucleotides. The record is from the annotation of a GenBank genome assembly. Lineage: Eukaryota; Metazoa; Arthropoda; Insecta; Coleoptera; Chrysomelidae.
AUGAGAUCCUAUAUGAUAGUCAGAAUGAAGAUAUCAUAUCUCGAGAGCCUGUCCAACCAGUUAACGCCAGAAAGAAGGAGAAAAGCUGAUAAAAUUGAAAAUUUAUUGGACAUGGCUUCAAAGUCUUUGAUAAGCUUGACUGAGAAAGAAAAUGUUAUUCCAAAUAUAUUGGGAGAGCAGAAUCAAUUAUUUGGAAAAAAUAAUCAGUUCACAUGGUCAAAGGAACUGGAAAUGAAACUAGUUGCUCUCUAUGAAAAUCACCCCUGCUUAUACCGGGUGACAUCCAAAGAUUACCACAAUAAAAACAGAAGGGAGAAGUCUUUCCAGGAGAUUGCAGUUGAAUUGAAUGAAAAUUUUAUUAGUACUUGUAAUAUUCCAGAGUUGUCUGGUCCUCAGUGUAUGUCAAAAUCCAAUGGUAUGAAGAGAACAUUCAAGGCUAUUAGUGAUCAUAACUCAAAGUCUGGUAACAAUCCUAGAUCAUGGCCCUACUUUGAGCUCAUGCAAUCACUGAUAGGUGAGCAUCCCUUCAUGCAACCGAUUGCACUGGCAUCCUCAUCCAGCUCCAAUGUGAAGAUUAGGACAGCCAGUGAAUCAAGUCUAGAGGAAAACGAUGAGUCUCGGAAAUCAUUGCUUCCAAAGAAGCGCAAGGCCAGUGAAGGACUCUCAGAAUUAACAGCAGCCAUACUAGAAAGCCGCCGAAUUGCAGAAGAACAGAAAGAUAGAAGGCAUGCUGAAAACAUGCAAAAACAAGAGUCUCUGCUCAGUAAAAUUGAUGAAUUAAUAAAGAAGUUAUAG